UCCCCCUGUCCUCUCUUUUUUUUUUAUUUUUUUUUUUACAUAUUUUUAUUUUUUUCUUUUAGUUUGUUUUUGGACCAGCGGAACUCUUUAAGAGCGAAAAGACGCGGGAUUACAGGGUUUUAUUUUUAUUUAUUUUUUUAUUUUUAGGUGCGUGUGCGUGGAGUGCGCAUCAUUCCUUGUGAUUCCCCCUGUACGCGCAAGAGAGGCAAUGCGCCCACCCAUGCGAUGCUAGCCUAUUAGCUGAAGAGAAAGAGAGAGAGAGAGAGAGAGAGAGAGAGAGAGAGAGAGAGAGCGAAGCACAGAGAGAGAAAGAGGGAGAGAGGUUUCAAGUCCUGGAUCUCAUAGAGGAGGCUAAUUUACGAGUCUUGUUUUGCCUUUCAGGAAGGGGGGGAAAAACCGGGAGAGAUAAGAAGGGGAGGGUGGUCGGUGAAGGAGAAUGCAGCAAUCACAUUUUUAAGCAUGCAGAAGCGGGCCGUUUCCGGUUCCUAGGCUCGCCGUACCAUCACCCCCCCAUCCGACGCCAAGCAGCAGCCGUAUGGGGAAAGCAGAGGCAGACCCAGAUGGCAUGGACACUUCCACGACGUCUGUCGCUCUGCCCCGCCUGCCCUGCCGGAGCCCGUUUGCUGCCGCUGCCGCCGCCGCCGCCGUCUCUCUCCUCCAGCUCGCUCCGCCGCCCAGCAGCACUGCAGCACAGCACAGGCUGACGGCAUGAGGCUGGAUCCGGUGCAUCUCUCCAUGCUGGUCAUCGGGGUCUCCUUCGCCUGCUACGCCCCGAGUCUCAACUCCCUCCAGGACCAGGCGUACCGAUCGGCCGUGGUCAUCGAGGGCGAGGUGCGCUCCUCCCCGGAGAACGUCUCCGCCAGCGAGCCCUACAGCGUGAAUGUCAGAGUGCUGGAUGUGUGGCCCGUCAACAGCGGCGGCCUCGAGAGGGAGCAGCUCGUGACCGUCGGGGACUUCGGCUCCGAGGCGCCCUGCACCACGGUGGAGAAGGACCACAGGUACAUCUUUUUCAUGGACCCGACCGCCGAGCCUCUGGUGUUCAAGGCGUCCUACGCCCCCGUGGACGCCAGCGAGCCGGAACUGAAGAAGAAUGUGGAGAGAGUGCUGUGCGAGGACUGCGCGUCUGCUCCUAAGCUGAGGCCGAUGCGAGGCCAGUCUCUGUUGGAGGGGGGCAAGAUGUACUUGAAGUGCGAGGCGUCGGGGAACCCCAGCCCUUCCUUCCGCUGGUACAAAGACGGACGCGAACUCCAGAAAGGCAGAGACCUCAAAAUAAAAACCAACGUAAAAAAUUCAAAGUUGCAGAUCACUCGUGUCCGUCUGGAAGACUCCGGCAACUACACCUGCGUGGCUGAAAACUCGUUAGGACAAGAAAACGCCACGAGUAUAAUCACCGUGCAGAUCUUGACCACCACCACCCCAUCUCCAGGUGUGAGUCACGUGAGGCGCUGCAACGACUCAGAAAGGGCCUACUGCGCUAACGGAGGAGACUGUUACUUUAUACACGGUUUUAACCAGCUGUCCUGCAAGUGUCCCAAUGACUAUACGGGGGACCGCUGUCAAAACUCCGUCUUGACCAGUUUCUACAAUCUUUUCAAAAAUGGAUUUAUGGAGGCAGAGGAGGUCUACCAGAGGCGGGUGCUGACGAUCACAGGCAUCUGCGUGGCCUUGUUAGUGGUCGGCAUCGUGUGCGUGGUGGCCUACUGCAAAACCAAGAAGCAGAGGAAUCAGAUGCAGCGUCACCUACAUCAAAACCAGAAUCAGUUCGUGGAGCAGCCAAACCGCGUGCUGGCUAAUGGUCCCAACCACCCUGGGCCCGGUCCGGAGGAGAUCCCCAUGCUGGAUUACAUCCCAAAGAGUGUCCCGACGACAGAGUGUGUGAUCAGCCAUGGAGCUGAGGGUGCUGGCAACUAUGCAGGCAGUCGAAUGUCAACCCGCUCCCAUCACUCCACCACUGCCUCACAUGCUUCCAGACACGAGGAGCAGACGUGGAGCAUGGAGCGGACAGAGAGCGUGAACUCAGACUGCCAGUCGGGUGGGCUCUCCAGCUCCGUGGGAACCAGUAAGUGCAGCAGCCCGGCAUGCAUGGCGAGGCGGGCCGCCAACUACGGUUGCACAGACGUGUCGGGAAUGGGGAUGCAGUACGGGGACUCUUACGACUCUCUAAGAGACUCGCCUCACAGUGACAGAAGGAAGCUGAGCUCAGCGUCUUCUUCAGAAGUUUUUGUGUCAUUUCCUUCAGUGGUUCUUGCUGCAGCGCCACCACAGGCAAGGAGAUACGUGUCGGCGCUGACCACGCCGGCGCGGCUGUCUCCUGUGGAGUUCCACUACCCCCCUCUGCCACCCCAGGUGCCCACCUUCCAGAUCACCUCGCCCAACACAAGCCAAGCCCUCUCCCUGCCCCCUGCUGCCGCGGCUUACCACAGAGACGACGACCAACCGCUGCUAAGAUGCCCCGAAGACGGAAGUUUAUACAGGCAGCCCAGACGACCCCGGCGGCCCUACCUGACAGAGAGCACAGGAAGUCUACCGUCCAGCCCCUACCACCUCCCGGACGAUGAAGCUUACGAGACGACGCAAGAGUACGCCUCCUCCCGGGAACCCAUCCGGAGCCGGCGCCGGCCGCGGCGCAACCGCCUCAACGGACACACGUCCCAGCGCUCGGCGGGCUUUCGGGACUACAGCUCGCAGAGCUUCAGUCAGUCGGAGGAGGAGGAGGAAGAGGACGAGGACGAGGACGCUCACGGGGAGAGCACGCCUUUCCUCAGUAUGCAGAACAUGAACAUGGACCAGCCGCUGACCGGCUCGGGGUACCGCUCGUCGUCCGGCGCGGACACACGGACUCACCGGGGGCUGAGUCGGCCGAGCGCGCGCAGCAACGGGCAGAGCCGCAGCUCCCAGUCACAGCGCUCCAAAGCCGACAACAUGCCCCUUUAAGACCGGACUUCCCCCGACACCCACCCGUAACACCCCCGUCCCGUCUCGUCCCGCCACGACCCCCGCCACCUCACACACCUCCUCUCCUCCUUCCUUCACAGAACCAGUGGACUAGAGACCUGCACCUAGGAGAAAUAUUUUUAUUUUGUAUAACAGACAGAUAUUCUAAACAAAUGAAAUAUUUAUUUUCAUUUCAGCAAAAAUUGUCUACUAGCUAACAGCAAAGACUUUUUUUAUAAUGGGGGGAUAUUUAUAUGUAAAGUUUUUUGAUUUACAGCAUUAUGAGAGAUGAAAAAAGGAGAAUUACGUGCCAAUUUUUUCACAAGUUAGAUAAAUAGAAUAAUAUUGUGGUGCCUUUUGCUGUAUGCUGAAGUCGGAGGUCCCGUUGAGUUUUUGUAGCUUUUCUUAUAAAGACUCCUCAUUUUUAUAGAGACCAACCCUCUUCCUUCCUAUUGCUUUGGUUUGGGUUUGAUUUUGUUAUUUUUUUUAUUAUUAUUAUGUUUUGCUCUGAUUUGGGAUCUUCCUCUUUUUGAACUGUGAUCUGAUUACGUCAUCAUGCAAUAUCGAUUCUUUCUGUGUACAAGGUGUCUGUUUACAUGAGUUCGCCCCGCGCGGCGGUCCAGCCGGAUGUGUAGGGUGGAUUCCUCUGACGAACACUCAUCUGUCAUUAGCCGCGUCCGUGUCUGCAGCCCGUCACUCAUCUUCUCGUAGUUUCUGUCGGAAAGAAGGGCGGUCAGGUGUCGUAUGUAGAGGGACGGCGACCUCAGAUAUCCGUGUAGAUGUUCAGGGUGCUGUCAUUACAUUAGUAUGAGUGUGUGUGAGAUUUUCAUAAAGCCUAGUUUGCGGUCCCUCACCUGACGCGUCCGCCGGUCGCCACGCUGCCAGAAGCUCCACUGCACUGUAAGCACCUCCCUCGCGCGAGCCAGGGAGCCGCCCGACCCGAACUGAACCCGACCAGUCCAGUUGUAAUAUCCAGCCUGACUCUGGCCUCCUGUGGACUGCCUGGCCCCCCGCCCGUUUCCUAUGCCAGCAGCUUAGAGCCGCACUGUGUCUCAGGACUUUCCCCAUCGCAUCACAGCCGAACGACUCGCAGCAGACAGAGCCUCCCCCGGCCCCCUCCACCGUCCCCGUCAUCCCAGUCUCAGAUCAGUCCACGAGGCCAGACCCAUACCACCGCCCACCCACACUCUCUCACUUCCGUCGAGUUAACAGAAGAAAAAAAACAACAACUCAUAGCCACGAGUUUAGGGCGCUGAAGUUGGGAACGGGAUUCACAGAUUUUUUUCAAUUUUAUUUUAUUUUUUUAUUAUUAUUAAUAUUCAAAAAGUUGUAUGUAUGUAAGUAUGUAAGUGAGCACGUGUAGAUAUUUAGUCCAAAAAUGUUGGAGGUGAAGUUGGAGAACGCCGUUGUGCUGAGGGCACAUCCGGGGCCUUGCUAGGAAUUCUGCCUCACGCCGCCCCCACACCGAGAGGACGACGUCAUCCCGGCUAACAAGUGCAGCUCAGAAAAUUACGAUGUCAUCAAAAUGGUUCGGUCACUAAUUCAAUUCAAAAAGUGGAACUCACAUAUUACACACAAAAGGACGCAUUUCAAGCAUUUAGUAGCCUGGUCAUUGCCUUCUUGUGCUUCUCCGCUCCAUUAAAAUCUUCUCGCUUCAGACAGUUCUCCCGUUUACAAGGAUUGGCUCCGGUAGAAUUUUUACCGGGGCCAAUCAGCGAAAAGAAAGUGAAGCUGUGAACGAUGACGUUGAUUUUCCUGCGUGGUUUCAGAAUUGUAGUCUGCCUGUUUUUUACUUUAGCGACUGGGUAACAUUUAAAAUGUCAUCAGAGUCCAUGGCUGAGCUGAAUUAUGGUGCUUGUAGCUUACAGCUAGCCUGGUAAGAAUAAGCACCUUGUUCUGUGUUAUUUGCUUCAUACAGAACUGUGCUGUGAAGCAAGAUCAUAAUUGAGCGGAAAUGUGCAGGAAGGUCAUGGCUAGGCUAGCUUACAGCUAAUGAGGGCCCAAAAUUUUGGUUUACAAAAUUAGAAUAUCACAGAGAACAAUUUGAAAAGAUUUAAAAUGUAAACAUGCCCAGCUCCCUGUUUGCUGUGAAAUGUCAAGUUCAUGCUAGUCUUUGAAUAACCUGUUUUGAUCCUGCUCUGAAUGCAGUUUUAAUUGGGAUUAAGGGUGUGGAGUUCACAGAGCAGAGCAAGCUACUUUUGCCUUGACAUUACCAUAUCUUUAUGCUAUUAUUUUUUCCCAUAUUUGUGGAUCAAUUACAGAUCUAGAGGUUAUUCCUCUAAGUAAUUAGUGGCCCAGUUGAAGGUAUGGCAAGCUUCCAGUUUCCAGGAGUUUGUCGUCUUUCCAUAACAGUUGCACGUUGUUUAUACAUGGUGUAUAAAAGCAUUCAGCAUCCAUUUUUGCUAAUCCAAAGUGAUCAAAUUGUCUAUCUCACAUGCAAAGUGAUGCAGGAGCUUUGGCAUCAUGUAGUCAUAUGCCAAUAAAUCGAAUGUGCAACAGGAGUACUAUGUUAUGGCCUUCACAGUGAACGUCUGACUCGACAGUUGUCCAGCAAUGACCAUCAAUAAAAAUACAAAAGGUGCUGUGCAUUUUGCAUUUCACUUUAAAGUCAGUGUCCCAGAGUUUGAGCAGAGAGGUUCAGAAUCCACUCUGCUUAAGGUCCAGAGUGACGUUUCUGCUGAUGUGAGUCCGCUGUGCUUUAUCAAUUCCAGUCAGUACAGAAUGUCUUCCAUUCUUAUUCAUUUUCCUGCAGGACUUAUGCUACACUGUAGAAAGGGCUUACAGGGGCAAUAGCCCAGGGCCCCCAAUUUUAUAGGGGGAGGGGUGCCCCCCAAAAAUCUUGGGUGCCCCAAGAUUGUUUUUAAUUUUUUAUUUAUUAUUCUUUUUACUGAAUACAUGUUUUGCAAACACUCUACCUUAUGUAGAACACGUAGGCCUAAAUCAUGUGAGUUUUAUUAAUAUAAAUAUUCAAGUAUUUGAACAUUAUUAAGUAAUAACAGAUUUGUUUGGGAACAACAUGGAGUUGUUAGCUAGAGGACGUAUUAAACCUACGAUGCAUCAGUUCAUACCUGCUGGUGUUUAGGAGUACCUAUUGAAUAUUUCCUUAUCGGAUAGGGUACCAAAACUGUCUCCAGCCCGGGGGCCCACAUCCUUGUAAAUCCGGCUCUGGGCAGGACUUGACAACCCAACACACUUCCAGUAGUACCAACACCUCUGCUUUAGCACCAUGGUACGCCUGCACCAGGCUUCCAUUAGGCCUGAUUGUUCUCAUUUCACACCGCAUUGCUGCAAAAGAAGUCCAGCUCAGCUACUGAACGCAUUCACUUUGUGGUAGAAAGACGACCUUUUUAGAAUAUGGCAUUUCUGAAUUAUUUUCAUUGGUCUUAUGACAUAUUCAAACUUUCCAAGGACCCUGAAAUCUGGUUUUUCAUUAGUUAUCAAAAUCAACAGUAACAAAAUGCUUGAACUGCAUCACUCUAGCUUCGUUUCUGCUAGAAAUGUGUGCAAAAUUUUGUCGAUAUUUCUGCUAAUGUUGGAAAAAAAAACCCACAAUUUUGUAAUUGCUCUUUCCAUUAAAUAAGAAAUGCAAUUAAAGCAACAUGUGAAUAGGCUUGUUCACAUGAGUCGUUAAAAACAUGCCACUACUUCCUGUUUUCUUCUUAGUGUUUUGCGCCAGUAGUAACAUCCAGUUGUCGAUCACAUGACUGGUGUGGCGCGAUUAGUGUUCCCAUUGUAGUUUUUCAAAAAUAAACCAAUUUCAAUGCAAAACGUCUUAUCAAAAAAUCAAGAGUUUUUUUUUUUUUUUUUAAAUGCCGUGUUUCCAUUGAGCAAAUUUAUUUUCAAAAUGUGAAUUUGCGCAAUUAUUGGUCAAAGGAAUCACAGCUUCUGACGGACCAUACGAGUUUCAUUUUUGAAUUCAUUUGAAUGACGUUUAAAUUUACUGAGAUGCACCUGAUGUUUUUGUCUUUUCUUUUCCAAACUUUCACGUGUUUUCGUCACGGUAGUGGGCGGCACAGCUUGGACGUGAAUUAAGAGGCGACAAAGCACACUUGUGUGGCGGUGUGUGUGAUAAUCCAGGUUAACACGUCCUCAGUUGUGAUUCCGACAUUUUGAUCGCCUGAGCUUCUUUUGCUUCGUCAUGGCGCCUGACGGGGGUUGUUGUUGUUGUUGCUGGGGGGUUUUUCCCACCAUCUCCCGCCAUCAUGUCUUCCUCUCACCUUGGGACCUCACUCUUAGGACCUUCCGAAAGCAACCAGCGGAGGAAUUUAAACCCCUCGUCUGGAACACACAGAGCAGCACACUCACAUUAGGCCGACCAAAACUCUUCCACCCCUUGGAGACUCUUUGAGGAUGAACGUCACUGUGUCCCAUCGAACUCGUUCCCCUGUUUAGGUUCUGUUUUCUUUCCUUCCACAGACGAUGCAUGGAUCAGAGAUAUAGAGUAUCUUUUAAAAAUAAAAAAUAAAAUAAAAACCCAAGGUGACAAAUCCCGCUCGGAAUCCCAGUAGAGGUGAAUCAUUUGGGUAUUUUUCCCUGCCCCCCCCCAAAAAACGUUCCGCCUAUAGUUCUAUCGUAUUGUCACUGUAAUCAGUCCGGGAUUUUACAACGUGGAAAAUCAGCAAGUGAGGAUAGUGUGCUUCUAGAGCUAGUCGAAAUGUUUAACAACUUCUCUCCCCCGUCCCCACCCUGUUUCUCCUCACCCCACACUUCCCCACCCACCUGUCGCAUACACACAUAAAUGUCACUCAUACACACACUGACACACUCAAACUUUAAUACACACACACACACACACACGCACACAGAGAGAGAGACACACAGCCCUUCAACGUUUGUUUGUCAAGCAGUUUGUCUUUUUUACCUGCCAAUUCCCUCUCCUCUCCCUCACUUCCAGCUCCACCCUUUUCUCCUCCCCCCCCUGCAUGUCCUAGUGGUACUGGUAGUUGGGUGCAUGGAAAAAGCAGCAAGCAAAUUGUUUUUCCACUCAGUAAAAAAAAAGAAAAAAAAAGAAAGAAGAAUAUUAACAAUAAACGAGUAAAAAAAAAAUCAUAAUUUUAAACAUCCAGCAAUAAAUUCCCCUUCUCUUCAUGUCCAUCAUUCUUGGAAUAUGCUAGGAAAUUUUUUGCAAGUUUUAUCAAAAA
Molecule: messenger RNA, 8075 nt
Organism: Poecilia reticulata (guppy)
Lineage: Eukaryota; Metazoa; Chordata; Actinopteri; Cyprinodontiformes; Poeciliidae
Gene: nrg2b
Product: neuregulin 2b
Biological process (GO): nervous system development; intracellular signal transduction; animal organ development
Molecular function (GO): signaling receptor binding
Source: RefSeq, a predicted model, not a curated record